Messenger RNA from Poecilia latipinna (sailfin molly), 2464 nucleotides. RefSeq names its product single-minded homolog 2-like. Lineage: Eukaryota; Metazoa; Chordata; Actinopteri; Cyprinodontiformes; Poeciliidae. Gene Ontology annotation, molecular function: DNA-binding transcription factor activity, RNA polymerase II-specific; RNA polymerase II transcription regulatory region sequence-specific DNA binding; protein dimerization activity. Gene Ontology annotation, biological process: regulation of transcription by RNA polymerase II. Gene Ontology annotation, cellular component: nucleus; cytoplasm; transcription regulator complex. The transcript has 10 exons. Bases 396 to 1535 code for a protein of 379 amino acids. The record is from RefSeq and is a predicted model, not a curated record.
ACAGAGAGAGAGAGAGAGAGAGAGAGAGAGAGGGGGGGAGAGAGAGAGCAGGCAGCUGAAAGUGUUAGGAAUCUUCCUCAGACCUCUCCCACGGCACAGCAUGUUGGCUCUUGCCAGACGAUUCUGCAACUUAAUUUUUCACACACUGCGUUGAGCUGAAUAAGAGAAGGCUUGUUAAAGUUUUGAAGAGGUUAGUUUGCGGUUACAGAGGAAGUGCAGUGGAAUCCGGAAAGGGUUUUUUUUUUUUGCAUGAAAAUGACUUGGCAUCCAUCAUUUCAAGGUUAGAGACAGUCAUCAUGAUGUUCCAAUGCAUGUUGUUAGAACGCGUUUUUCUGGGAACAGAUCGUGAAAGAAGCUAGUUGGCGUUUUUUUGUGUGCAAAAUUCCGUCCCAGAGAUGAAAGAGAAAUCUAAAAACGCCGCAAAGACGCGGAGAGAAAGAGAGAAUGGGGAGUUUUAUGAGCUGGCAAAACUGCUUCCUCUGCCGGCGGCCAUCACCUCCCAACUGGACAAGGCCUCCAUCAUCCGGCUGACCAGCAGCUACUUGAGGAUGAGAGCUUUCUUCACAGAAGGUAUGAGCGGAUGGAGCAAUUUGCCAAGUUUGGAUCUGAACAUCUUGACCAAAGACCUGAGCUCCCACCUUUUACAAACGCUAGAUGGCUUUCUGUUUGUUGUUGCAUCUGAUGGGAAAAUCAUGUACAUCUCCGAAACAGCAUCUGUCCACCUCGGCUUGUCCCAGGUUGAGCUAACAGGAAACAGUAUAUUUGAAUACAUCCACCCAUCAGACCAUGACGAGAUGACAACAGUACUAAGUUUUCAACAGCCACCUCACCAUCACUUCUGUCCAGAAUACGAAGUUGAACGAUCCUUCUUUUUGAGGAUGAAAUGUGUCCUUGCCAAAAGGAAUGCAGGAUUGACAUGUGGGGGCUAUAAGGUGAUCCAUUGCAGUGGCUACCUAAAACUCAGUCUACACAGGACUGAGAUGACGUUGUAUGAAUGCUGUUAUCAGAUUGUGGGUUUGGUGGGAGUCGGCCAUUCCCUGCCCCCCAGUGGGAUCACUGAGAUCAAACUUCACAGCAACAUGUUUAUGUUUCGGGCAAACCUGGACUUAAAACUCAUCUUUUUGGACAUAAGCGUUGCUGAGCUGACAGGCUUUGAGCCUCAAGAUCUUAUUGAGAAAACCCUCUACCACCAUGUUCACACAUGUGAUGUUCUACACCUACGCUAUGCACACCAUUUAUUACUCAUUAAAGGACAAGUGACAACAAAGUAUUACCGCAUGUUAGUAAAACAUGGAGGCUGGGUGUGGGUGCAAAGCUAUGCAACCGUUGUCCACAACAGCCGAUCUUCCAGACCUCACUGCGUGGUCAGUGUGAACUACGUUCUCACAGACAAUGAGUGCCAGGAACUGCAGUUAUCUGAAGACCAAGUUGCCAAGCUUCCUUCACAGUUUGUCUUGAGUCAGGACAACCACAAACAGCUGAGAACUAAAGACAUACAGCAGAGGACCAAACUCAGAUCAGCUCCAUACACCUAGAACCUGGGCCGUCAGCAGAUGUAGGUACUUAGAAGAUUACCUCAGUAGUAGGUAAUCAGCCUGCUCUCAGCUGUCUGAAGGACAAGUCAAAGGAUCAUUGCAGUACAUGGAGGGGGUUUUGUCUACGUCACUGACUCCAUUUAUGGAGAAAACAAAGAAUUUAAGGCUCAGAGUAAAACAGAAUAGUGGACUUUGAGAUGGUCUGACCCAAAGCUGCUUUUAUCUCAGUGUGAAGUCUGAUAUCAAAUAAGCAUCGUAUUGCAUCAUUUAUACUCUGCCAGUUUCCAUGGUGCUGGAGAAAAACUGUUGUGUACAGAAGCAAGUGCUCUACAGCCAGCAAUGGAAAGAAAAAAUCAAUGGCUCAUCUGCCAUAAUCAGAAAUGAUCCACCAGGGCGGAUGGUCAUUUUGUAAUUCUUCAGAACAGAACUGUGGAAUGCAUGUUUACAUGCAUUUAAUUUCUUGGGUUUCAAGGAAAAUAAAAUGCAGGGUCUACAUAUCUCUCUACGUGUUGAUCAAGAAUAAAUAGCUCUUAAAUAAGCUCUUGUUUUAGUGGGUAGUGAGAAUAUUGUAGUGUUUAAAACGGUUCAGAAUGUUACUACAUCAUUUUAAUUUAAAUAAAUUACUACUUUAUAGUCCCAUACACUGCAAGUAAAAGGCAAGAUGAAAAUUCACAGAAUACAAGCAAAGUACAGAAUCUAAAAACAAUUACAUGGCAUUUAGUUAAAAGGAGCAAAAUAUGAAUAUAAAACUCUAAAAGCUAAGAUUAUCAGAUAUCUGGCCUGACAUACUGCAUGAUUCUAGUGGUUGGAAAAAGGAAUCAGCUCUGCUCCAAUACUUCAGCUGAACAGCUGGUUAGCACCGGGAUCAUGUUCAGGUUUGACUAAGGCUGUAAUACAACAAAGUGCUAGGAGUUAUAGUGCUAAUUACU